Spirodela intermedia is the source of this 20601-nucleotide messenger RNA. The record is from the annotation of a GenBank genome assembly. NCBI's taxonomy places the organism in Eukaryota, Viridiplantae, Streptophyta, Magnoliopsida, Alismatales, Araceae.
AUGGAGGAUUUUGCCGCUGGUGGUGGGCCGCCGGAUUUGGCGCAGUUCCAGGCAACGAUGCUGGCAAUCGAGCGAGCGUGCAACGAAAAUCAGGUUUCUUUCUUUGCUUUCUCCUGAUUCCGCACUUUUAUUCGGGGGAUAGUCCUUCCUUUCCCUGUACGUUCAGGUUUUCGAUCGUUUUGAAGUUUCGAUGGAGUUGAUAGUUGUUGUGCUUGGGGCGACUAUCUUUUGUCCAGCACUGCGUCGUAGAGUUGGCUGAAAUACGCUGGGGUGAGUGUCACUGACUUGAGUGGGCAAGGUGAAAGGCUCGGACAGAGGGAUGAUGGUAAAGAGAGUGGAAUGCUAAGGUGAAGAGAAAGGAUAGAAAAGUCUUGUUUGUGACGAUUAGUACCAUGAAAUUUCUGUGAUUCCUCGUGGAUGAUAUGAGAACAGAAGAGAGACAGUUGAGGCGUGAGAGACUUAGCAAAUUGGAUGGUCUAUAGCCAAAUGGACGAAACAUAGUAGUAUUAAUAUGCGUCAUUUCAACAACAGAACUUGUAAGACCAGGAUAAACAUAAAUGACUGGAAUAUGAACGGGUGAGUUGUCAGCAUAUCUGUGUGAGAGCGGAAGGGGAUGCGUUAAAUAAUUGAUUAGUACAGACUUAUUCUUUGAGAAUUGGUUACGAACGGAGACGGAUUCAAAUCUACCUUUUAAAUGUUAUUUAUCAUUUCUUUGCCAAACCCGGGGAGUAGCACCUAGAAAAAUUGGCUAAUUUUAUAGUGGAUGUGUUAAAAAAGCAGGAUGUAACCGAAGCCAAUGCCCAAUAGGUAUCAGGUAAACAAUAAGAAGAGGGUGCUGUCCCACCCAGGGCUCGUUUGCACUGAGCCAGCAUUGAGAUGUGAAUCUGGUCCGUUCAUGGGAUCAAAACAGAGAUGGAGGGUUCUAACGACCCUUGGAAGUACGUCACACAUCAUAACAUCAUUCCACGUAAUCCAUUUAUGUCAUCAUCGUAGAAUUUCUUCAAAGUGUAUUUCAUUUGUCCCUCCCCCACUAGGUGUAAAGAACUAGGUCUGCCACCAGCAAAUCAUAAUAGAGUGGGAAGUUUCUUUGUGAAGUAAGAAGGCUCAGUUUGGCCCACUCAAACUGGGCAAAUCAGCACAAAGGUUGUGUGCGGGCACCCAGUGCUACAGCACAGCCUGUGGCCCCGGAAGGCAGAUCUAUAUGCUGUUGGUAACAUGUUGGUCCGAUUACUUCUUCAUCUGUUUCAGUCAACAACUCUAGGAGGUAGUCACGUAUGCGGAAAGAUCUAGGAAUAUGGUCCAUCAUAUAAUGGUAUAGGAUAUCCUUGUUAAAGUUGUUGUGACUUGCAACGGUAGUGUUUUCAUGUAAAGGAAGAUGUUCUUGUUAACUUGUUUGAUAGUCCAGAAACGUCUACAAUCUUAAGAAUGUGGGGAGGCUGUAGCUUUAAGGUGGAUCUUGACAGAAAUAUGUUCCAGUCAUUACUCAGUCUCUUUGUAAUCUUGUAAGGAUGAAACUAUGCUAUGUAGUGGAAAAAAAAACACAUCAAUUGUUAAGGCACAUCAAUCCUUCACUGAUGUGAAGGAUUGAGGUGAAGUGCUGCAUCGUGUUCUGGACUGUUUAUACUAGUUUCCUCAAUCUAGUAUGUGCUUCAAAGACAGCUGUUAAUCCAGGUCUCGUGGAGUGGGGAUGAGGAUUCCGCACAUAUAACGUCCACAUACUGCCCUUUUCUCUCUUGGCAAACACACUCAGAGAAUUGGACUGACUUGGAAUAUUGGACUAGCCAUGGUCCAUUCCUCUUUAAACAGAUUGGAAAUGCAGAGCAGCUAAAUAAAUGUAGAGGCUUCAAUAGGAGUCAAAGAGUUCGUUAUAGACUGUAGUGGACAUUUUUUUAAGGCAAUUUGGAUGGUUUUCAGGCUGCUAUUUGGAUCGUUUUUCUUAGGAUCUAACUUGGUCUCUCACCAGAUCCUUACAGACAUGAGAUCAAUAAAGAAACAAAUACCGGACUUUGUCAUGAAGCGGGCUACUGUCCCUGGAUUCAUUUCUGUGGCGGUUGUACUAUUUCGGUGGCACUGUAGAAUGUAUUGGAAUUUUUUGGGGAGCCUGCUUCAAUACAAGUGCUAAGUAGCAGGAUCAAUACAUCGAGUUCUGCACUGUUUUCUUAUACUUUAAUCUUAUUCUAAAAGUAGUAUUGCUUUUGAUCUCCAUCUUUUUACUGUGCUACUUGUACUCGCUUUUAUAUAUUUCCCUGCAACAUACUGUGGUAUUUAUAUUUUGCUUGUUUCUUUUCCUUUGAUUCAAUCAGAUGUGCAUGAAUUCAGCUGCAGCUGAGGCAACUAUUGUUUCUUUGCACCAAUCUCCAAAUCCCUAUCUGUGCUGUAGAUUCAUUCUCGGUAUGUUAGGCAGUGCACUCUUUAUUUUUUAUUUUUUUCUAUUUGUUUACUAUUUUUUUGAAUUCUCCAACCGUACAUGUUCUUACUGGACAAGAAGAUGUAUUUUUGUCUAUGUAGUAUGCAACUGAUGGGAUAAACUAUGGGGUUGGUUAACAUAUAAAAUUUGAUGACAAAUGUUGUAUAGGCCUUCAGUUGUUGCAACUUCGUCUAAGAUGGGUUUCUGAGAUUUUUGUGUAAAUGGUGGUGCUUGUAGGUUGAUUAGGGUCGCCUAUGUCACGCGUUCUUCUUUAAAUACUGAUAAUCGUUUUACAACAAAAUUGGAGCUUGAAUUUUUCUCGUUUUUCUAAAAAAAAUUCGCUUAACUAUAUCUGCAAGAUCAAAAACCUGGACCAACAUUAUAUUUUAAACAUUGAUCAAGUAUUAGAUUGUAAUAUUGGAUACAGUGAUUUGCGUUAUUGUCUGGUUUUUUUUUUUCUGUGAGGCUUGUUCUUUCAUCUCUCAAAUACUCUUGAGAAAUUUUUGCAUAUGAAUAUACGACAAAACUGUUUCCUAUUAAUAUUCUACUUCGUGAUCAUUAAAUUAUGCUAAUGGGUUAUUUGAAUGUUGGGUUGAUACAUGUAUUGAGUUCUUGAAAUAUGAGGUAGUAAUUAAAUAGCUGCUAUCUUGUCCAUGCAAGUAAGACUCUGGUUCUGCCUCUGCUUGGUCAUUGGUGUUACUGAUGAAAACAAUGUGGGAGCAGCAGGACUCUUUUCAUUAUGCUGUUCCUAGCAUGUCUAACUUAUAUCUUAAGGUAUAUGACCAUGAGGUGACCGUGGCAAUUAAUUCUAUUAGAUUAGUCUUAUUUAUGCGGAUAUUUCACAAUCUUUAGAUGUACUGCUGUGUCAUUUCCGAUUUGUAACUCAUUCUCAAAUACAGAUUUAUGUUUCUAAACUGAGUCACAACCUUUUCUAUAAAGGCGCAGUUGUUGUGAUCAACAUUUGUACCAUAAUCGAUGCUUGGAAGGUUUUUCCAUCAAAGUGGUUUCUGUUAUUGCAGAAAAUUCUCAGUUGGCAAAUGCAAGGUUUCAGGCUGCCGGAGCUAUUCGAGAUGCUGCUAUAAGGGAAUGGGGUACUCUGUCAGAUGAGGAUAAAAAAGGCCUGAUAUUGUAUGCUGUAACAUAGAACUUUUCUCUAUUUAUUACUAUGCAUACAUGAUUAUCAUUUGCGUUGCUUUUUGGUGUGUGAUUCGUUGUUGGAGUGCAUCCAAUCCUUCAUCACUUUGCUAAAAGAGAAGACAUCACGUCAAAAGUUUUGUUAAUUCUUUCUGGGCUGCAAUGAAUGUUUCUUCUUUGUACUGCAGUUUCUGCAUAUGUUUUGUAAUGAAGCAUGCUACCGCUACAGAUGGCUAUGUUCAAAAUAAGGUUUCUUCUGUUGCAGCACAGUUGAUGAAAAGAGGCUGGUGAGUUGUUCCGGGUCAUGUUCUGAUGACAAGAAUCUGAACACAUGCUAUAUGAUAUAAUUUUCUGUGAACAUGAUAAACCUAUUUGGUCUAGCUUUUUUUCAUAUUUUUGUAAUGUUGGCGGAUUCUUCAUUGCCUAGGAAUUUACAGAUAACUUUCUUGUAAGAGGCGCAGCUUGUUGUUAAAUUAUAAACAACUACAUAUUUUCAUAAUGACAUGAAGGAAAUUGAUGGAGGACGAUAAAGAUCGAUUCCUGACCUAGGCACGCUAUCCUCAAACUUUAAUUAUUGUAAAAAAAUCAAAGGGAUCUCUCUGUAACUCCCUCCUCAUUACUCUGCAUCAUUAACAGUCUUCUUCAGAUAUCACAUGCCUCCAACUUGGCUCCCAAAAAAUGAGUCCAUAAAGUUUAGAUAUCAGAGACGAUCUCCUCCAUUGAUGGUGCCCUUAGUGUCCAUCAUGUUCUAUAGCUGAACCUACAACCAUCUAUGUUCAUCAUCUUGAUCUGUUGGUCGUCUCCUAGCUUUUGUAUGAUCAUUACGCCGCUUAAGAAAAUAUUUGAAGGAACAAGACAUUGUAGGCGCACUAGGCAUUUAGGUGCCUUGGCAAGCAAUCAUAAAAUACGCUUGUCUCGUUCACUGUAAUGGUUUGGAGGGCUUAUUUGUCACCCUAACUUUCUUAUCGUGUUCCUUAUUCAGUAAAAAUAAACAUUAAUAUAUCAUUAUUACUUAUACAUUUAUAACGUCCUCAGUUGUCAAAAGUUUGAAAAAAGAGAAGGAUUACGGUGGCAAUUACUUCACUUUUGUGCUCAACAGUGUCAUAUGAUAAUGGCAUGUUUCUACCAAACCUUAGACCCAUUUUUUCCUUAUCUUGCACUCCUUACAGGCUUUGUGAAACCAGAACUGGAUGAGCACUAUGUCAUGUCUCCCCUUAAGUUGACAACCAGUCUCUAAAAUUUUCUGAAAUUUUUAUGGAUCUAUAGUAGAGUCAUAGGUUGCCAGUUUGGGAGGUGCAUGAAACCAUUACAUCUUCCACCUACUGAGCUGUGCUACUAACUUGCUCUUUUUGGGUUGGUGGAAGUUAGAGUUACAAUUCGCAUUACAAAGUUCAUAAAAUCUCAUUAGGUCGAGACAGAUUCCAGACAGCAGUCCCACUUCAUCAAUAAAAUGUAUAUUUUUUUCUCAUAAGAUUAAAUGGAAAUAAUGGUUCGCAUUUGUUCUUAUGCUCAUUGUUCUCCCUCUUUGUAGGCUAGAUUUUACCAAAUCCGAGAAAGAGUCAGUCUUUUCUGAGGUGCGAAUUUCCUGAAUAAUGUUUGUACUAUUUUUUUCUUAUUAUAUAUUGUUUUUCACGGAAAAAGUAUCAUAUUUAUAUAUAUUUUUUUGUGAUUCUCUUGUUGGAGAGUAGUCCUCUCCAUUAUACCUCUUUAGAGUGUAAUGUAGUGAAAAGGUAAUGCCAUUUUAGCUCGUACCUUGAUGCAAACAUUUGUUAUUGAGUAGAAUCACCUUAUUUGUUGACUCUGAUUCUUUUUUCAAAACUAUAGUUGCCAUAUGCCUUCUUCAAGCAGGGAUUGUGGCUGAUGAAUUUAAAACCUAUGUCGUGGGUAAUGAUGAACUUUGCCAGCACUCACCAUUUGUUGCGCUAAGUAUCAAAAAUACCCUUGCAUAUCAGUCAAGGAUUGUCAAUAUUGAGUUUCAGAUUUAGUUUAUAUUACAUUUCCUUCACCUACUUGCCAGUGUACUCUCUGAUCAGUAUGUGUUAAAACAAGAGAAAUAGAGCCAUGACCCUAUAAAGAGAAUAGUGGGUAGUGCACUAUUAGGCCUAAUAUAGGUCUAUAUCUAACUGGCUCAAUUACACAAUGACAAAUGCCAAUGUUGGCUUAUUAGAUCAAAUGUUAUACUGGAUUCACUAACACUCUCCCCCUAGUUAAAACAGUCCUGUCGAUUUUGUUGAAGGCACACUUGACUAGGGAGAAUAGUAAAUAAAACAAGCCAUAGACGAUGUUGGAGCUUAUGCCAGAGCAAGGUAUGUUGACGUAGUUGAUGCCAGGGUUGAAACCACUACAGUAGAGACUGAUGCCAGUGUAAAAGAGUUCGAAGUUGAAGUUGAAAUAAUGGAUGACAGGUUUUGAACUCAGAGCUUAACUUAGAACAGUAGAUGCUGGGGCCUGAAGUCGAGCGAUACAUGCUAUUAUUGAAGUUGGAGCAGUCAGCAUCAAAGAUUAAGUGCAGUAGAUUGACUCUAGAAGUAAAGUUUCUAGAGAUGAAGCAAGAGUUGAAUGUAGAGUGGUCAACACCCUGCUCCAAAUCGGAGUAGAAGAUCUGAGCCAGCUGUAUUAGCUGCACCGUCAACUGUAUGCAGAUGGACGGCUGGGAGAAGUCUGGUCGAAGAGUUUCUAGUCAGGGUGCAUGAUUCCACCAACGACAAGGGCCAAGAUGGGGACCACCUGCUUGAGUAGAGGAUGUGAAGGCCCAACUUGAAUGAUGGUUCCAGGUGAUAACUAGAUGUCUGUCGGAUUUCUCCUUUUUUGAGGGAGAAGACUCUCAAUGAGAGAGACGAUGUUUGGCUGUAUUGGAGGGGUGGUGGUUGGCAGCAACCUGCAAUGCAUGGUGCCUCACAAUGGCACACAUCACCCAAUCACCAAUGACCAUUUGCAGCUCGCAGUGGGUCACCUUGUUCAGUGACUCACAACAGCUACACAACGAGGUGGCUUUCAAUAAUGAGCGAGUGAAAAACAAAAGCGUAGAAAGGUAGGGUGAUCAGGGUAAUGGUUCACUUGGUGAUGGGUGGAAUUGUGAUUUAGCCUCUUCAGCAAUUGUUCAGGGAAUAAGAAUGUUAUGACUAACAAAGAUGAUCAGUUGGCAUAUUAAAUUCUGUAGAGAACAAACCAAAAAUUUCUCAUUUGGGCAGAGAGGAUUAUAGAAUCAGUCUAUCUUCAGAAAACCGGAUAUAAUUGCAGCCAGAAGUCUUGGUAGAUAUGUGGUGGCGAAGAAGAUGGGCUUCUUGAGGUUGCAAUUUCUGACGUAGUCCCAGUUAUUCAUGACCAGGUCAACAGCCUGUACCCAGGAGUUUACGUUUAGCUUCUGUAGGGGCAGUGGUGAAUUUUGAAGGGUGGGUAGCUGCAGUGUCCAGGCUUGGGGGAGAGAUGAGAUGUUCUUAUUGGGCCCAGACAUACAGACUUGGACUUACACAGGCCCAAUAAGUUGAAAAACUUCAUUCAAAUAAUAAGAAUGCCAUCUUGGAUAUGUCAUUGAUUUCCUCCAUUGUGGGCGCCUUCCCAAUAUUUCGUCAUUUGUUGACCAACAGCUAAGCUAACUAGAUCCUUUCUUAUGGCAAAAGAGAAAAUAUAUUUUGAGCGGUUGGGCCAUCUUCACAGUUAGAUGCCAGAUUGUUUGGUAUAGAGGGUCGGUAUUUCUUUACUUUAUUAUUUCUGCUCUUUUUAUACUUGAUGCGUAAUUUUUACCAUCCAUUUUACAAUGCAAAUAAAUGGGAAAACACAUUGCUGAUUUAUCUUGUUAUCUAAUCGCCCACUGGUUAAAAAGAAACUAUAUCCUUUUCAAUUAAAAAAAAUAUCUAUUGGUUUGAAGAGAAUUAAUGAAUGUAACUUAGUCGUUCACGAAUGAGAUUUGUUCAUUGUUUCUUUGGAUCUUGCAUGUUCCUUGUAUCUAUUAAUUUCCUGAAAUAAUUUCCCCAAUCUCUUCGAAUGAACUUUGGUUGAUAUUCUCAUUGUAGGUUAAGAAUGCAAUUAUUGGCAUGCAUGGAGCAAAUGCACAGUUUGCUGGAAUCAAUUUCUUGGAAUCUGUGGUAUAAAUUUGCUUCAAUACUUUGUUUUGCAUCAUCGUUAUGUUGUAUUGUUCUUGCUGUCGAGAUUGAUAAUUUAUGUUCUGACAGGUAACUGAGUUCUCACCAUCAACCUCUUCGGCCAUGGGUCUUCCUGCAGAGUUUCAUGAGAAGUGCGGGUCUUCAUUUGAGCAAGAUUAUUUACAGGUUUUUUACGCAGGACACAUGUUUGAUAAUUUCUCUAUAACUGUUCAACAUGCACGACUAAACUAUUAGUGCUUACAGGGUUUGUCCUUUGCACACUGUUGUCUGCUGAUUUCUUAUGCAGAAGUUUUAUUGCUGGGCGCAAGAUGCUGCUCUUGGUGUCACCAAUAGAAUAGUAGAGUGCAGGGAAACAUUAGCAGAAGAUAGAGUUUGUUCAGCGGCAUUGUGCCUCAUGUUUCAGAUUUUAAAUUGGGAUUUCAAAUGCGCUGGUGAUCCAUUGGAUACAUCAAACAACAGGAUAAACCAUGAGAUUGCAAUGCUAAGGAAGUUUGAGUUUGUACUGGUACAGGUAACAUUGAUGGGCCAUUGACUAUUGAUUUUGGGUAACAUUGCAAUGCUGUGAUUUUGGGUUCCUGUGUGGACUUUUUUUUAAUUGAAGUGCUGCCGAUUGUUUGAUUUACUUGACACUCAUUUUUUAUCGAAGUGCUGCCAAUUAGUUCCAUUUAUAAAGAUGAUUCUUCGUGUCAGCUCAUUUUAGAGUCAAGAACUGAAAAUCGCCGAAAAGCAACUGUGAUCAUGCUUUUGGUGAUUUUCCUAUGAUCAAAUAACAAGCUGGUCGGUUCUUUGUAUGCUAAUACAACUUUUCAAGCCAGCGCAUGGCUGAUAACCACAUUUUUUUAAUCACUGAUUGGCUUUCAUUUCGUUUCUGCCUUUUCAGCCUGGGCGUUUGUGGCACGACGUUCUGAUUUCAAGUGGUCAUAUUACUUGGCUUUUGGGCUUAUAUGACACAAUGAGGGCGAAGUGUUCUGUUGAUGUCAUAUGGUUCGAUUCACCUCUUGCAGUUUCUGCCCGACAGCUUAUAGUGCAGUUAUGCUCCCUAACAGGGGCUAUAUUUUCUUCUGGUAGAUUCUUCUCCGAUUCUGCCUUAUUUCCUUUGGUCACUUGAUCAUUUUUUUUUUGUGAUAUAUGCUUCCCAUUUAAACUUGAAUAUGAUGAAAUCAUCAAGAACGGUGUUUUAAGGCAGUCCUCUACCCUCCUUUUUGUGGGGCUUAUUCGAAAGGCCUUUGAAGAGAGGAUGACAGAGAUAGGGAUGCACCUUUGUUACUUCAUGGGUAAUUCAAUGUCCCAAUGUUUUUUUUUGGCGCUUCCAGUGGAUGAAGCGUUCUUGGCAAUGGAGUCCUGAAGGUGUGGAGUAUUAUUCCCAGUUGCAUGGAAGGCCAACGCAUAACAUGGAAACUCGAUAAAAAAAUCAGGAACAAACUCUUCCGCUGAUCUAUGGUGAAAGGAGAUGAUUCUAUGUUUAAAUGCGAUCUUCAGAUGCAGAAAAGAGACAGACUGAAGACAACUUACAUUGGAAGGCAUGUAACUAACACAUUUUUGGGAAAGGGAGUCGAUAGUAGGAGGAACAUUUUACUAAGACAGCUGCACGCUGAAUUUUGCAGUUUAGGCACUAUGUAAUGUGCAUAUCACGGUGAUUGAUUAUUCAGUUUUAGAUAAUAGUGGACCAAAUGCAAAAGCUUGGAUUUUUGAAAUGAACUUUGAUAAUCCCUGUAAAACAACACGUAGAACUGAGAUACUUGAGAACAUAGGGAAGAAAGUUGAAAGAAAGUACACAAACCAAUGUUCUAAAGCCUUUCAGUCUUGUACUGUGAUUUUGUUCGGAAAACGUUCUGAAAACAAGCAAAAUGUGUCGCGAUUCUCUUUCCAUCACCGAAAAUCAUAUCUCAUCCCAUCUAGCACUCAUUUUGUGACCAUAUACCUUGGGUUUAAAUUAAUAUUCUGACUCUAAUUCUAGUCGGUUGUUUAAUUACUGAGAAAGUUGCUUGUCCAAUCAACCAGGACCUUUGUUUCUAACAAAUGGAAUGGAUUCAAGAUAAAAUCCAUCAGCUUUUGUUUGUUCUGCCCGGAUUUCAAGUUAUGAUGUCAAAAGGGCUGUUUUAGACUGCAAUCAAACAUUUUAUGGCACAUUACCUCUUGGGGAUGCCUUACAUUGAAGACAAUGAAUGGUACCUGCAGGAAGAGGAAAUGAUACAUCGACAAUAUAUGUUACAUGGCUCAUAUAAGGGACACAUAUGGUCCUGCAAAUCGAGAAAGAAGUAAAAUCCUGGUGGGUCAACAAGGUGUUUCUAAUAGAAGAGGCUCAUCAUCCCAUGUUGCAAGAAAAAUCUGCUACAUGGAUGCCAUUGGUCCCUGAAGAGAAUUCACCGCCUGAUGUCCCCUUUGUACAGCUGGACAGUGUAAGGAAAUCAGUGGAGGAAGAAUCAGGCAUAGGAAAAAGACAUUGCUUGGAGAAGGCCCUGUUGCGCAUUACCUUCCUCUGGGGCAGAAACCUAUAUUGACAAACCAAAGAGAAGUUGACUUUAUGCCCAAGGACCAAGUAAACGAUGCCCCUUUCAAGUAAAGUGGCUGGAUGGCCAUUUGUUGUCAGUCACUAUGGUGAUUAAUCCAAAACCUACCACUUGGGCUUUACACUUUAGACUUAGAAAUGGGCUUAAUUCAAUAAAUUUGUUUACUGGUCUUCAUCUCCUGAAUUUUAAAAAGGCUCGUCUCUGAAGCACAUAUAGCAAACUCCAUCCAAUGAAUUAUUUAAGGUUUUUGAUUGAUAAUCAAUUUUUUUUCAUGUUUUGUUAUGAAGUAAAAUUUGUAUACAUGCUAUCAUUCUAUGGCAGCUAAUUUAGGGUGUUCUCUCAUCAGAAAGAUUUUAUUAGCUUUUAUUCUCUGCGGUUGGGAUGGUCCUACUUUGAACAAACCCAAAUGCCCAAUCUACUAGGGGAACCAAUAACAACGUAAAUACUAUCUCAAUUCUGUUGGAAAUACAAGAUAACUAGUUCAUUUUUCUUUCAAAACAUGCGAAAAAGUCAUGUUACAACAACAUUUUAACAUUCAUGUGUGUGGAACGGAUUAAUAUUUUUGUGACCUAACUGGAACUCCUUUUUUAUGCCAAUACCCAUUCCUUUUCCCUGAUGCGGUACUGACAGGAUGAAGCUGACUGGAAGAUGAUUAGUGUGGUUGCCAUAAAUUCUGAUAACCGUCAAACUCUAGAGAAGCACUUUUGUUGGGCAUUGCAUUUUUUCUUGAUAGUUUGCCUGCCACAGAUGUGAUUUCAGUAUGUCUUUUCUUGUCACAAAUGUGUUUUUUCAUUCCUUUUACUGAGGGUGACGUAGAUUCAGAUAAUGGCCAAACGCAAGAGAAACAUCUGCUACAAAUACUGUCCGCAGUGCUUAAAUGGAUGGACCCACCAGCUGCUGUUAUAGCUGCUGUUAGGAGCGGACGACCUGAUAGGUUCUUUGAUUUUUCUUCUUCUACCUCAUCACAGUGCCAACAUUUUUCUUUUCCUGAAGUUUCACUAUAUUUUGCAGUGAGAUACUUGAUGGUUGCCAUGCAUUCCUUUCUAUGGCAACCUUGACAAGUACUUUAUUGUUUGACAAUCUCCUGAGGCCCAUCAGGUGAGUCAUAGUUGUUCCUCAAACACCCAUGGACGCAUGCAAAUCAGAAUGAAUUGUGAUUUAAACAUGUAUAUUUUUAGAUUUCCGGAAUGUUUUUGUAGUUUAUUUUGUUGGAAUCAUAUAUGCAAGUAACUGUCAAUUAUUUAAAUUUAUUUUAAUUUUCAGGUCUUACGGGACUCUUCAAUUCCUGUCUGCUUUGACAUGUGAAAUAAUACAAGCCCAUGGAGUUGGCAAUAAUGAAGAAGAUACCUGGUGUUCAGAUGCCUUAGAUAUCUUGCUUGAGACAUGGAACGUCCUUCUGAGGGUACUUUCUGAAACCCGGUGUUCAUUUUUAUGUCUUUUCUGCUGGGUUUCACAUAGUCAGAGUUAAAUGGGAGAAUUCUUUCGUAUUUCCUUGAUAUUAUAUUAAGAUGAUAAAUUCUCGUAUCCCUAGAGCUUUAUGUCUAGACUGUAGGAUAUUGGCAGUUCAAUAUGAGAGGGCAUGUACAACCCUCUUUUUUUAAUAAAAGGGCCCUCUUCUUUUUUAUUUUUUCCCUUUUUUAGUCUGAAUUACUAAAUCCUUCUCGGAAUUUUUGUCAUUUGAAAAUAAGUUUUGAAGUUGUCAGCAUAUUUCCCCCUUUUUCAAUCUUGUGUGGCUGGAUUUUUUGUCUAUGCUGAUUUUUGGAUUGUAUCGGUUGCUCUCUACUGUGGAACUCAGGUCUGGCUUUCCAUAUUUCAUUUUUUUACUACCUCUGCCAUUCAAGCUUGAAUCCAUUACUUGGAUUCAUCUAGACAUCUUUCUAACCGCACAUGAUAUUUUCACAUGAGAACCAGUUUCUAUUUGUCUAAAUAAAGGGAAACGAACAUUUCUAACUGUCUCUUUCUGUUUGACAUUCCCGAAUUUUCGCAUUUGAAAAAUUUCUUUAGCAUAUUGUUGUUGACUUCCUUUCUUUUGUGACACUCACCAGACAACCGAUAAUACCCUGAGAGUGCAAGCCAAAGCUAAAUUCGGAAUCUAUGGAGGAUAGCUCAAGGCUAGAAGAAGGGAAACUGAAAGAGCAUCAUCUGAAUGUAUUUGAUGUGUGAAAACCGAAAAACAAAUUUUAAAGGAUUAUUUCUUAAAGAUGAUUAAGUUGGGGAGACAGGGGUCCCUGGAACUCGUCAUUGACGCCACCCCUAUUGUGGAUACUGUUCUUAUCUUAUUAGCUUAAAUGAUAAUGUAGAGGAGAAGGGUCCAAACAUGCCAAGAAGGUUUCGUAGUUGAUUGAAAUGCAUCCAUCAAAUCAUGAUGUACAUGCACAUCACACUAAACAUGUUUGAGCUAUGGAAUGGUACUCCACUUGCAGCUUCAUUAUUGCUGGUCGGUACAAUUCUGAAUAUUUACUUUUUUAUAGCUAUGACACAACAUUUCAUCUGCUCCCGGAAAUUCAACUCUGCAUUAUAUUUAUUAGUGAUAAAUCCUCCUGUCAUAGACUGUCACAGUCUACCAAACACUAGCUGGUACCACAGCAUAUAACAUUCUUAUUGUUUUUUUAGUUUGUUAUGGUUUCUUUCGUCAAAUAAUGUUAAUAUUGUUUAUGCAGCGAACUGAUAUUGAGAAAAAUGUACUUUCAAGGGAAGGAAGUGAAGCCAUCGUUAUAUUAUUUAAUACAAUAGUGGAAUCGCAUCUAAAGGGUAAUUUACAUACCUUGUGAAAACAAACCAAGAAGCUGGUCUUUUUUUGGAAAAGAGCUCCUCUGAUUGCUAGCUUUCCCCCCUUGACAUGGCAUCAUGCACCAGGUUGCUUAUGAAACUUUGGGUAUUUUGUAGCCGCUGUCAAUUCAGCUUUUGAUGAGCUCGCUGAUUCGGAACACUUUCAUGCUUCCAUCGCCGGUAGAAAACUUUUGAUUCAUAGCUUCUAUACGCUUUAGUAUUUGUCGGCCAAAGUUUCAUCACUGAAUUGUUUAUUCCGACCAUUCGUCUGCUAAUGGGGUCUUGUCUACCUUGGCGUUUUGUAGUAAGAGAUGAAAGACUCGCUUCAUAUGCUCUCAUUGCGAGGAAAGUGGCCAGUGUGACUAUUCCCUUCCUUAUUAGACUUUUCUCUGAACGAUUUUCUACGCUAUGUCAGGUGUGUUUCUACCUUGAGAGUGGACACAUUCCAUUGUGUUCAGAAUUUCUGAUUUUAUUCUUCCAAUUGUUCAUGUAUAUAUAGGUAUGCUUUCACUUGGAGAUUGCCAAAAAAAUACAUGUAGACAGUCCAACUUGGUUUUUGUAAAUGUUGUUUUGCUGUUUGCUUAAUUUGGGUUUUUUUCGUUGAUUUAAAUAUUAAAUGGGAUAUUUUAAAUUAGCAACAUUUAGAUCGACCACCUUUGUGACGUUAGUUGAUGUUAAAUACAUCUUUGUGAAGAGGUAAUACCCUGCAUUAAUUGCAGGCAUAUCAUAUUCUGAACAAUCAAGAUUUUAUUGAUAUCGUAUUAUCUUUAUUUCUUUGUUAACAAUGAUUAAAAAAACAUGAAAAACUCCAAAUAUUGAGCUUACCCAAUGGGUGUUGAUCCAAAUAUUGAUAUCAUUGCACCUCCUGUGUUCGUUGUGUGGUUCGAUCCUUGAUCUACAGCUUGUUUUCUCUAUGUAUAAUCCUGACGACAUCAAUGGAAUGCUCUGUUUUGGAUUUAAUGUUGGAUAAUUCAUAAUCUUGUCCAUGAUUAGCACAUCUUCCUCGUAUCUAACUCUAUUGAAGAACCUUUAUUCCUUUUCUUUUACUCGUCCCAUUUUAUUGUCUCUGUUUGAAUUUUGUUCCCACCUUAGUAGUCAUUGCUGAAAUCCCUUAAUUGUCUAUGGCUGCAAGUACACUCAUAAGAAGAAUGCAUAUAGCACUCGAUUUAUUCUUAGUUUGUUGAACUUCGUGUCACCAUUUUAUUUUUUUGAGUUUCACUACGACUACCUGCACUCUAUGACAGCUGAAUAUAUGUGAGGUAUGCAUAAGUGGUGCAAUCUGGUUAUAUUUUCCUUCUGUCAACAAUAUUUUCAGAGUUCUUUUCAAGUUUUUAACAAAUGGGGUACAGGGAAAGGGUGUCACUGAUCCAACUUGCAUAUUGGAAGAGCUUUAUUGGCUGCUGUUGAUCUCAGGGCAUAUACUCACAGAUUCUUGGGAGGGCGAAACUAUGAUGGUAACUUUUUGGCAUCUGUUUCUUGAUAAUCACCUUUUUGGCAUUCCCUUUUUAAUAUUGAUGAACUCGGGAAUUAUUUUUGAUAUUUAACUUUAUGCAAUUUCAUCUUUUCUGCUGUUUCUAGCAGCACUUCUUUCUAGCUUCUCUCAGUUAAUUUGUCAUCUGGCUUGCUAACGAUGAAAGAUCUUGAUUUUUAGUAUUCGUGAAAGGAGACCAGUACGCGUAAGUUUGUAUUUAUGAACGGACAGAUGUGCAUAGUAUGUAAUUUUAUUAAUUCAAAAAGGUUGGACGUGAACGCCUCCUUUCUGUGCUGCAUUAGUGCUUUAAUGAACUACCAGUUUUUGGUGUUUUUGAAACUAAUAGAUUUUUAUGAUGUAAAAAAACAUUGUCCGAAACAUUUAGUUAUCUUAAUAGCCAAUUAAUGUGCCACAUCCUUACGAAUGGAUCUUCUUAUUUUUCUGAAAAAAAAGUUUCGUGUGUACCCGAAUUUGUAGAGAAUUUUCAUGUUCGAAAUUGGUUCAUGAAGAAGUUUGAUCAUGAUGCAAGAGUUUUGACUUGGUGAUUGUUCGUAUUCAGGUUCCUGAUGAGUUGCAAACUUCCUUUGUUGAUAUUGAUGAUGUAGCCCAACAUCCGGUUGUGGUGUUGUCUUGGUAAGAUUAUUCCCCAUGUAACGAAUGCCUUGCAGAGACUCUAAUUAUCAACUUUUUUUCUGAUAGAUAUUACUUAAAUGAAUAACCUGUCCUUUAAAAAUGCCAGUAUUUGGGUGUAAUACUAGCAAAGAAACGAGAAAAAUAGAGAGUACUAUCUAGAUAAUCAACAUAUCUGACAUCAACUUAGGCUUUUUAUUCUUGAGGUGACAACAACAUAGGCCAUUUGGAAUUAGCCUAACAACAGUAUUCUUGUGCAUGUAAAUUGUUUUGUUGAUAGUGUCUUGUUUUUUUGCUUCUAUUAUGGUGCAAGUGUGGAAGAUAUCACUAUGCAGUUGUCAAAAGAUUCAACCAUUUGGAACGUAUCGGAUAAUGAACCUACUCGAAUCAUUGAUCUUGUAUACCAUUGAUCUUGUUUUUGGUUCAUUAAUUUUUUUUACCUAACGAUAUGAGUACUAUAAAAAAGUUAUACUGGAUUUCUGGUCGUUUAUUAUCCUCUCGAAUCAAGUCAUCUAUGAAAUCAUUUCGUUUCCCGUUAAAUGUUAAAUGUAGGUGGGGUGUGCUAACUUGUAUUAAGAGCUUGGAAAGUCAAGUAGUCCUUGUCAUCAACUUGGUAGAUUUGCUUUUUUUUUUCUAAUACUAAUUAGUAUUAUAUGAUUUAUUCAGGUCAGUCAUUAAAUUUGCUGAACAGAGUUUGGAUCCUGAUAUGAGAACCAAUUUUUUUAGUCCUCGACUGAUGGAGGUAACUCAUUGAAAUAAUGAAUUCUGCUUUCAAUGCUGCUUCUAUUCUUCUGUCCUCAUACUCUACAUAUAUUUGGAUGUUUGUGGAAAAUUUCUGCUGAGGUUAUGCGCAAGGUUAAUGUUGAAUAUUAUAUAUCACCAUAUUUUCUGCAAAUAUGUGUGACCCUUUUCUUCUAUAAAGUGUCAACGCGCUAAAAUUGUAUGGUAGCGACCUUGAAUAUCAUCGCACUAUUAUCAUGAUGGAAUUUCAGAAUCAUAUAUAACAGACAACUAUGUUAUGUAAUCAUGGAUCUAAGAAUUUUGCAUGAUUUAGGUAAUCAAGGAUCUAAGAGGCCUUAGGUGUGAAUUUAAGCUUGCUUCGGAUGCUCAUACUAACUGAUUUAUCUUUGAAUUCAUUAUGCGACCAGGCCAUGGUGUGGUUUCUUUCAAGAUGGAUCAGCACGUAUUUAAUGCCAACUAAGACAAGCAAGUCAUACAGCUCCACUCUGAUUGGCAGAACAGUAGAUCAUUCAAAGAAUCUCUUGCUUACUUUUGCUGGUGAAGACAAUGAAGGAAGAUCUCUGCUUGAUAUUUUUGUUCGCAUUUCAUUGGUUGUAUUUACAUCGUACCCUGGAGAGAUUGAAUUACUGGUAUGAUUUAUCUUUAGUUGGUAUUUAUAGACUCGAUUUCAGUGAGGUCUGUUGAAACUUAGACAAAAGAUAUGCCUUCCCUUAAAUAAUUAAUCUUUCGCUAGUUGCGGUUGAUAUUUUCGAAUUAUAUCUCCAUUUCUGUACCCUUUCUCUUCGAUCUAGAAAAUUAAGUGCAGAUGUCGUUGACUACAUAACCGGAAAAUACUAUUUCUUCGCAAAAAAUGAUUUUCAGUAAGUGGCUAUGAGGCUUUUCAAAUUUUCUUGUCUGACAGGAAUUUUUUUUAGCGUCUGUCAUUCCUUUUCUACAUUGGAAUGUACUUUUUUUUAUGAAAAUGUGGAUUGUUAUGAAAGAGUAAUUCACGAGAUUUGUUAAUGCAGUCACUCACAUGUCAGCACAUGUUACCGGCACUUGUUCGACGGAAGAAUGUAUGCAUUCAUCUUGUGACGUUGGUGAGAACAUAUACAUAUUGUUAAUAGAUCAUUGAUUUUGUAGCAUCUCUCUGUUUGUGUCAUCUUAGUAAUUGUCCAGCUAGUACAGAGUGAUAAAAAAAAUUCUGCUAUAUAAACAUCAUAUUUUCUAUUCAUGGGAUGCUUUUACCAGUUCUUUAACAAACUGAGGCUACUUAUUUUCUUCAUCGUAGUCUAAACACUGGGCUGCAGUCAAUUGAAAUUUCUUCAUAAGAACUGAGAAAAGAAAUUAGCUAUAGAGUUUCUCCAUGCUCAAAAAGGAGCCAAUGAUAAUAUAGAGAACUUAGUCAGCAAUCAAAGUACUGUCAUCUGUUUUAUAACAAUCCUGUAACCUACAUUGUCCUCAUAAGACAUUGAUCUCAGCCAUGCAUACAUAUGCACAGAUACACACAUAGAUACAUGUUUAUGUGUGUGAGUGUGUGUGUAUGUAUUGUUCAGUUUCUUGUUCUUUUCAUUAUCUGCAUGAUGUUUGUCGAAUUUUUCAUUCGUUAUUUUCUUUUAAUGAUUCUGUAUAUCUUUCUCUUCAGGAUUCCUGGCGCAGCUUAUCCAAUGCCUUUGUAAAUGAACGCAUUCUAUUCUCGCUACCCUCUCGUCUGCAAGUACAUCUCUUCUUAAUGAUCACUUUUGAACAUUCUGUAGCUGAGCAACUAAAGAAUAAUGUUGAAAGCUUUUUCUAACGAUUUUGAUUAUUUGUCUGCAGCGUUCUCUUGCAGAAUCGCUUGUUGGUUCAGUUUCUGCCUUGAAAGAAACAGAAGCAUCCAAUCAGUGGGUCAUCUUGUUGCAGAUUGCUGUUUUUUGUCGCUUUUUUUCUAGAUUCGCACCUUGUCUUUGGUAUGUCGGGUUUGAUUGGGAUUUUGAGACGGCCUUAUUAAGAAACCUCGUCCUCAAGCCUGGCGGUCAAGGGAGAUAAAAGAGGCCUGAAUGGGAAACCUGAGCUUUUAGGCUGAUAGUUCUAUAUCUGCCCUUGAUGUACAUGAUUCUAGCUUUGUGCCAGAGGUUUGACUAGCCAUUUGGGUCCUCAUGCUCAGCACGACUCCUUGGAAAAACGUGCAUUCUUGUCUAUAAUUUAAACAUUGCGAAAUUUGGUCAUCGUGUCUGCUUAUGAAAAUUGUCAUCUGUAUGAGGGAUCCUACUCAAAUAAAUCGACUGUAUUUAUUAUAUUCCGCAGGUAUGUGAGAGAUCUAAUGGGACCGAUAGCAACUUACCUAGUUGAUAUGUGUACUAAGGACAGCGUAAAAACUUUUGCACAGCAGCCCGACAUACUGUUCAUGGUAAGAGGUGUCAAUAUUUGAACUUUUUUGGUUGUAGAUCUUAUUUUAAAUAUUAGUAUGCUAUAGCACCGCUGUGGGACACUUCUGCAGGUUUGCUGUUUUCUGGAAAGGUUGAGGGGAGCCGCUAGAGCCACUGAAUCUCGCACUCAGAAGGCAAUAUUUGACGUUGCAGUAUCUGCUAUGGAUCCUAUACUGACCCUUCUUGAAGUUUACAAAGAUCAGGUACUCUGACAGAUAUACCCUUCUCUUCUGCAGACUCGUUAUCGCAUGUGCUAUCAUUUUGGUCCGGUGGGCUUAUACUAAUUGAAGCUUGGAACUUAGUCUGCAGUGGUGUACAUCAUUCUAAAAUUUAUUGUGGACUUUGUGGAUGCACAAGUUGUGUUUCUAACCCCCAAAGACAUGGCGACUUUAGUUAACUUUUGCAUGAAGUUGCUCCAAAUCUAUUCCUCUCACAAUAUCGGCAAGGUAAUGUUCCAUGAAAAUAAUUUUUCUUUAUUUAUCAUAUUAUGUAAAGAACAUUACUGGCAUUCCAUAAUCCACUUUAUUUAUUCAUUCUCAACAUGAAAGAUCUUAAAAACAAAAAGUAGCAUUGCUGAAUUGAGAUUACCAUGCAGAUCUCGCUAUCUAUGUCUACCAGCCUAUUAAAUGAGGCAAAAGCAGAGAAGUACAAGGAUCUUCGUGCAUUACUACAGCUUCUUACACAUCUAUGCACAAAGGAUAUGGUAUUUGCUUUUUUCUUCAUAACUGUGAGGCACAAACUUUAGAUCACAUUUGGAUAAUCUUGGAAUAAAUGUUUCAGGUUGACUUUUCUGUUGCUUCUGAAGAAGAGUGUGUAAACAUUGCUGAGGUUGUGUUCUUGGGUCUGCACAUCGUCACUCCUCUAGUUUCAAUGGACUUGCUGAAAUAUCCAAAACUGUGUAAAAAUGUAUAAAACCCCGUUAUCAUUCUCGUGGAUGAUUAAUAGAGCUGUCAUUGAUAUGGUUUUGGUAGAUUUAACUGUGUUGUUGUAUAAUCUACAGUAUUUUGAGCUGUUGUCACAUUUGCUGGAGGUAUACCCUGAGAAGGUUGCUCAGUUGAACGCAGACGCAUUCAAAUACAUAGUGCUGACUAUUGAUUUUGGAAUUCAUCAACAGGUAUGAUCUUUACGGUGAUAAGACAUCCAGAUAUUCGUGUUAUAUCCCUCCACUUUUGGGAGGCAUAGUCGCGCUGGGCAUAUGGGUGCACAUUUUAUGAUGACGUGCUCUAUGAUGACUUGGAACACGAUUUGGCCAUGAUUGUCCGCUUAAAGAGAAUUGUGACGAUGGAUCCCUCGAUAGACUACUACUACAGUGCUGCAUACAUGUUGAGAGUCCCCGGUGCCUAACAGCCUUUGUUGAUGUGGCUCUUCACAGUUUAGUAUGAUAGUUUUUCUUUUCUCCCUUAUGUUUGUGUGAAAAAUCACGAUCGCUCUCAUCAGUUGAUGGCUGGUCUCAAAAUUUUGUCAUCCUCAUGGCCGCUUCAUUCCAGCAGAAUGUGGGCUUUUCAGGUCGAUGCUUUGUACUUCAAUCCUUUCAGGGAUAAAGGACUCCUUUAUUUUGAUCUCAUGUUGCAGGAUUCGGAUGUCGUUGAUAUGUGCCUGAGAGCAGUGGCUGCACUUUCUUCGCACCAUUAUAGAGAAAGGAGCAGAGGCCAAGAAGGGCUGGGCGCCUAUGCUGUCAGUUCCUAUGGUCCAGAGGGGACAUUGCAAGAAGGCUUUUUGAGUCAUUUUCUCCGGUUGCUUUUACACUUAAUUCUAUUUGAAGAUUUCAGGUGAGGAACAAUUCUCUUCGUGUCGACAUAGUUUGAGGAGUUCUUGCUCGAAACUCUGACAAGAGUAUAAAUUUUCCUCGACUUCCUGUCCUCGUGCACCUGCCUGGCAUCUUGUCCGAUGAUUUCUAUUUUCCCCGGGAUUUUGCUUCGAAAUGAUGAAACUGAGUCGUUGGAUUUUGGGAGUACGUCAGCUGUUACGCUGCAACAUUUCUGACGUCGUUUUAUCUACAGCAUGGAACUUGCUGGUUCUGCUGCAGAUGCCCUUCUCCCGUUAGUUCUAUGCGAGCAAGAUCUUUACCAGGUAUACCCCUUGGACUUUGAUUUAAACUUGUUCUCAUUACUUGCCUGCGCUAUUCUCUGUCUGUGAGACGGGAAGCCGACGCGAGUUUUGGUCUGUCUAGUUUCCAACAACUGAGUGGCAUCUCUUGUGUUUCAUCUCUUUGGGGCGGGGGGACCUUUGACACGGGUCUCCUACCUACGUGUACCUGCAGAGGCUGGUUCAGGAACUCAUUGAGAGACUGCCAAACCCUUCGCUAAAACCAAGACUAGCCUUCGCCUUGCAGUCUCUCACCAGCUCCAAUCAGCUUUCCGCCUCGCUCGACAGAGUGAACAGGCAGAGAUUCCGGAAGAAUCUCUCCAAACUGUUGGUCGAUGUGUCCGGAUUUCUGAGGGUCAAGUGA